Molecule: messenger RNA, 894 nt
Organism: Penicillium riverlandense
Lineage: Eukaryota; Fungi; Ascomycota; Eurotiomycetes; Eurotiales; Aspergillaceae
Exons: 1
Coding region: 1-894 (297 amino acids)
Cellular component (GO): EMC complex
Source: RefSeq, a predicted model, not a curated record
AUGCAAUUGCCCUCCCUACUCUCCAUCGGGGCCCUCCUGGCCUCCCUAGCUGCCAGCAGCUCCCUCACAAUCACAAUUCCCUCCUCAAACAUCCUCCCCAACCCACAUGCUCUACCCGCAACCUCACAUGCAACCCUCACGACUCUACCCUCAUCCUCCAAGAACGACCACAUCCGAACCGCCUCGCUCACCCGCUCUUCGACCUUUACCUUCCGAGACCUCCCCGCAGGCACUUCGCCGGAGUCCUACCUGCUCGACAUCCGCGCCGCCGGCGAAUACACCUUCGCCCCGUACCGUGUCGACGUCGCCGCCGACGGCUCUAUCCUCGGCGUCUGGGAGACCUUCCGCGGGAAUCCCUGGGAUAAUCGGGGCACAGAGAAAUAUGUUCGCGAUGCUAGCACCGGUGCACAGGAGAAUGUUGUCGUUGAAGCAAAGGUGCUUGGCCGUAUAAGUUUCUACCAGGAGCGCUCGAAGUGUGAGUGGCCUCUUUUCCUCCUAGCCAGGACGCCAUUGCUCAUUUUUGGAUGCAUAGUCUCGCCGCUGAGCCUGUUCAAGAACCCUAUGAUCUUGAUGGCCGUCGUCGCGCUGGGUAUUACUUUUGGUAUGCCCAAGCUGAUGGAGAACAGUAUGUCCUGUCUUCUACUUUCCGUGUGUUGCGUCUCGUGUUUAACACCUCAUGCUUGCUUAGUGGACCCCGAAACGCGCGCCGAGUUCGAACAACACUCUCGCUCCUCCCCUCUCACCGGGGCUACGGGCAAUGCGAUGACCGGAGGCGGCUUCGAUCUAGCUGGAUGGAUGGCUGGGACCUCCCCUGGUCCCAUGGCGAAUGCGGAGGCGGCUCGUGGAGGUGCAACUGGCAGAGAGGCUGCUGGUUCUGCGCGGAAGCGGGGAUAG